Molecule: messenger RNA, 273 nt
Organism: Sporothrix schenckii 1099-18
Lineage: Eukaryota; Fungi; Ascomycota; Sordariomycetes; Ophiostomatales; Ophiostomataceae
Exons: 2
Coding region: 1-273 (90 amino acids)
Cellular component (GO): mitochondrial inner membrane; MICOS complex; mitochondrion
Source: RefSeq, a predicted model, not a curated record
AUGUCCGACGCAUCGGCUCCGGCACCAUCACAGCGGGUGGUCGCGCGCCCCGUCAGCGAGGCGCUGCUGAAUGAGAAGUGGGACCACUGCCUGUCCAACCUGGUGAUCAAGUCGGGCCUCGGCCUGGGUUUCGGCGUGGUGUUCUCGGUGCUGCUGUUCAAGCGGCGAGCGUGGCCGGCCGUCGUGGGCCUCGGCUUUGGCGCGGGUCGGGCGUACGAGGAGUGCAACUGGACGCUGAAGCAGGCGGCCAAGGACAUCCGGACGCAGGCGUAA